Molecule: messenger RNA, 1950 nt
Organism: Prionailurus viverrinus (fishing cat)
Lineage: Eukaryota; Metazoa; Chordata; Mammalia; Carnivora; Felidae
Product: zinc finger protein 345-like
Exons: 1
Coding region: 1-1911 (636 amino acids)
Biological process (GO): negative regulation of transcription by RNA polymerase II; regulation of immune system process; regulation of cytokine production
Source: RefSeq, a predicted model, not a curated record
AUGAGUAGAUAUAAACAUAGUUCACCUGAGAAUGUACACUUAUUGACAGACUGGAACAAGGGUAGGGAGAGUGAAGGGCACCAAAGAUAUCUGGGGACUCUUUUUCCAGAGAACGAUGAUGAAUGUAAUAAAUAUGGGGAAGCCUUUUAUCAAAGCGCCGACCUUAUUACACACAGGAGUAUCCCUAAGGGAGAGAAUCUUUAUAAAUACAUUGAAUGUGAGAAAAUUCUUAACCAGUCUUCCAAUGUUGUUGAUCAGAGGGUUCAUGUGGGAAGAAACCAUUACAGAUGUAAUAAUCCUGGGAACAUGUUUAGUCAUUCAUCAAGACUAAGCACACAUAAGACAACUGGUACUGGAGAGGAAAGUUAUAUAGGUAACGAAUGUGGAAAAGCCUUUGACCACCAACAAAUACAUACUGGACAGAAACCUUACAAAUGUGAAGAAUGUGGCAAGACCUUUAAAUUCUGCUCAACCCUUACUCAACAUAAGUUAACUCAUAUUGGAGAGAAACCUUUCCAAUGUAAGGAAUGUGGCCAUGUCUUUAAACGGCUCUCAACCUUUACAGAACAUCACAGAAUUCAUAGUGGAGUGAAACCUUACCAAUGUAAUGAAUGUGGCAAAGCCUUUAACCGGCACUCAUCCCUUACAAGACAUCAAAGAAUUCAUACUCGAGAGACACCUUACAAGCGUAAGGAAUGUGGUAAGGCCUUUAUUCAUUCACAACCAUCUGAACAUCAAAAAAUUCGUACUGAGGAGAAACCUUACAAAUGCCAACAAUGUGGCAAGUCCUUUAACAGGUCCUCAGACUUUAUUCCACAUCACAGAAUUCAUACUGGAGAGAAACCUUACCAAUGCAAAGAAUGUGGCAAGACCUUUAACUGGCCCGCAUCCCUUAGGGUACAUCACAGAAUUCAUACUGGAGAGAAACAUUACAAAUGUAAAGAGUGUGGCAAGGCCUUUACCCACCUCUCAAGCCUUACCAACCAUCACAGAAUUCAUACUGGAGAGAAACUUUACCAAUGUAAUGAAUGUGGCAAGGCCUUUAGGUACUUCUCAACCUUUACACAACAUCGUGGAAUUCAUACUGGAGUGAAACCUUACAAAUGUAAAGAAUGUGGUAAAGCCUUUAACUGGCACUCAGCCCUUAAGACACAUCAAAGAAUUCAUAGUGGAGAGAAACCUUACCAAUGUAAAGAAUGUGGCAAGGCCUUUUCCCGCCAGGCACAUCUUAAUGUACAUCACAGAAUUCAUAGUGGACAGAAACCUUAUGAAUGUAAAGAAUGUGGCAAGGCUUUUAGCUACAUCUCAAACUAUACACAACAUCACAGAAUUCAUAUUGGAGUGAAACCUUACAAAUGUCAAGAAUGUGGCAAGGCCUUUUACCGCCAGGCAUAUCUUAAUGUACAUCACAGAAUGCAUAGUGGAGAGAAACCUCACAAAUGUCAAGAAUGUGGCAAGACCUUUAACCAGCAUUCAACCCUUAGAGAACAUCAAGGAAUUCAUACUGGACAGAAACCUUACCAAUGUAAAGAAUGCGGCAAAGCCUUUAAUUGGCAAUCGGCCCUUAAAAGACAUCACAGAAUUCAUAGUGGAGAGAAACCUUACCAAUGUAAAGAAUGUGGCAAGACCUUUAGCCAGCACUCAUCCCUUAGAGAACAUCAAGGAAUUCAUACUGGACAGAAACCUUACCCAUGUACAGAAUGUGGCAAAGCCUUUAACUGGCCAUCAGCCCUUAAGAGACAUUACAGAAUUCAUAGAGGAGAGAAACCUUACCAAUGUAAAGAAUGUGGCAAGACCUUUAACCACCACUCAUCCCGUAGUAGACAUUACAAAACUCAUACUGGAGAGAAACCUUACCAAUAUGAACAAUGUGGGAAAACGUUUUAUCACUGUUCAACCUUGACUUAUUAACAUAGAAUUCAUACUAGAGCAAAGCUUCUAAAUGUUAAG